Salvelinus fontinalis (brook trout) is the source of this 2359-nucleotide messenger RNA. Its product is annotated as N-chimaerin-like. Gene Ontology annotation, biological process: positive regulation of GTPase activity; signal transduction; regulation of small GTPase mediated signal transduction. Gene Ontology annotation, molecular function: GTPase activator activity. The record is from RefSeq and is a predicted model, not a curated record. NCBI's taxonomy places the organism in Eukaryota, Metazoa, Chordata, Actinopteri, Salmoniformes, Salmonidae. The transcript has 14 exons. The coding region runs from base 295 to 1674 and encodes 459 amino acids.
AAAAUUGAGGCGGAUGGUCACGUGAUAUCACAAGAUGGCGACUAAGUUAUAGAAUAUAGAUACGGUGUUUGUUGGGAUCAAUUAUAUUAGCUAUAUGCAUGCAUAUGCAACCGGAUAGAUUACAUCUUGGCUUUAUCCUCACUGUAGAUAAAUGCAUGUUUGCAUCUACGCCUGUUCCCAUUCCUUAGGUUUGUUUAUUUUUGUCAUGAAGUCGGCGGCGCUACUAGCGGUGACUCACAGUCUUUCUAACGGUGGUGGAAAUAGUCAUAUUGCGCAUCAGUUAUCGCACCAAGAAUGGCUCUAAAUGUCUUUGACCAUGAUGAAUACAGGCCGCCAGUGUGGAAAUCUUACUUGUAUCAGCUCCAGCAGGAGGCACCACACCCACGGCGACUGACCUGCACCUCUGAGGUGGAUAACCGGCCCAAAUACUAUGGGAGAGAGUACCACGGGAUGAUCUCCAGAGAGGAGGCUGACCAGCUGCUGAGUGUGGCAGAGGGGAGUUACCUCAUCAGAGAGAGCCAGAGGCAGCCUGGGACCUACACACUGGCCCUACGCUUUGGAAAUCAAACCAGGAACUUCCGCCUCUACCGUGAUGGGAAACACUUUGUUGGGGAGAAGCGCUUCGAGUCCAUCCACGACCUUGUGACAGAUGGGCUGAUCACGCUCUACAUCGAGACCAAGGCAGCAGAGUACAUCGCUAAGAUGACCAUCAACCCAAUCUAUGAGCACAUUGGCUACACAACACUCAACAAGGAGCCCACGCUGAAGAAACACUUGCCCGUGUGCCAGGAGGUUCCUGAUGGGCCUGCGCCACAGGGAGAGCUGGGUGACGAGGAGAAAGGGCUCACCUCACUGGUCCGUCGAGCCACCCUGAAGGACAACGACCACGCGACCAAGUAUGAGAAAGUCCACAAUUUCAAGGUGCACACCUUCCGGGGACCCCACUGGUGUGAAUAUUGUGCCAACUUCAUGUGGGGCCUCAUCGCUCAGGGAGUUAAAUGUGCAGAUUGCGGUUUGAAUGUCCACAAACAGUGUUCCAAAAUGGUGCCAAACGACUGUAAGCCUGACCUCAAGCAUGUCAAGAAAGUAUACAGUUGUGACCUUACGACCCUGGUAAAAGCCCACAAUUCCAAGCGACCCAUGGUGGUGGACAUGUGCAUACAAGAGAUUGAGUCUAGAGGUGUUCAGUCUGAGGGCCUGUACAGAAUCUCAGGCUUCAGUGAUCUGAUUGAAGAUGUGAAGCUGGCUUUUGACAGAGAUGGUGAAAAGGCGGACAUUUCUGUGAAUGUGUAUGAAGACAUCAAUAUAAUCACUGGCGCACUGAAACUGUACUUCAGGGAUUUACCUAUUCCUCUUAUCACGUAUGACGCCUACCCAAGGUUCAUGGAGGCAGCAAAGAUUACAGAUCCAGACAAGCGGUUAGAGGCUCAUCAUGAAGCUCUGAAGCUGCUGCCACCUGCACACUGUGAAACACUGUGUUAUCUCAUGGCCCACUUAAAGAGGGUAACCCAAAAUGAGAAAGACACCCUGAUGAAUGCAGAAAACCUUGGCAUUGUUUUUGGGCCCACCCUCAUGCGUGCCCCAGACCUGGAUGCGAUGACGGCGCUCAAUGACAUCCGCUACCAGAGACAGGUGGUUGAGACGCUUAUAAAGAACGAAGACAUUCUGUUCUGAAAGGGGAUGACAAACAAUGAAGGAAUCUUAAAUCAUGAAUAAGCGAUUUACUCAUCAUUUAGAAAGGAAGAAGUGACAAUGUUUUUAAUAUUUUCCCUUUGUAAAACCAAGACUUGAAUAAUAAUGAAGUAUUUGCACCAUUGUACAUUAUUUUCCACUCCCAGUGAACCCUGUCUGAAGAGAUGUCUGUUGGGUUUGAAUCACGUACCUCAGACUUGUCUUUCGCAUGUUCACCCCCCCCCCCCCCCUCAUUUGUGUCAGGGUAAUUGAUGGAACACACAUUCCUUUGGAUAGCUUGUAUGUGUUUUUGUUUUCAGAUAUUGGGUCACACCAAAGGGAGAGAGGGAGAACUCAACUUUAUCUCUGACAUUAUAGUGUCUUUGACAGCAUGGGCAGUGCCAUUGAUGCUACAACCCAUAGGAAUCCCCAUCCAGUUGGCUACUUUUAAUACUUUGAAAUGGCGGCGGCAUGGUGGAAGCCCUCAAUGGCAAUGUCUUUGCCAAAAUGGGUGAUAUCCAUGAUAGUCCUUUAUCUCUAUGGGUCACACUCACUCAUUAACUGCUCUCUCUGAUCUUGUAGAUGUGGCUCAUUUGUUUCCAGAUGGCUUUAUUCUUCUUGUGAAUCACGAAUGUACCUGGAUGUAACAUGGAAUACCAUCGGUUAAAAACCUUGUUUAUUUUGUUUA